Molecule: messenger RNA, 3086 nt
Organism: Epinephelus moara (kelp grouper)
Lineage: Eukaryota; Metazoa; Chordata; Actinopteri; Perciformes; Serranidae
Gene: tm9sf1
Product: transmembrane 9 superfamily member 1
Exons: 9
Coding region: 485-2314 (609 amino acids)
Biological process (GO): protein localization to membrane
Cellular component (GO): membrane
Source: RefSeq, a predicted model, not a curated record
UCGCUUGGGUACGGUCUCAAACGAUGCAAAUGUUGUUUUUCGGUGGCGUUAAAGCACAAAAACAAACCGCGUUAAAUUCAAAUGGCGCGUGAGAGUGACAUUUUACCGGCUGCGAAUAACCGGUAACGACGGAGGUGUGUUUUUGUUUCUCCGCCCACUCCGGAAAACUCAACCGAGUCGUCGUUAUUUUUAUUUUUUAAGGUGACGUGGAGUCGGACCCCCUCUUCUACUCUGUCUCAUGUGUCAAUAAAAGUACUCGGUGUACCCGGAUAUGAUCGCAAUGAAUCUAUGAAACGUUGGGACUUUGCAUCGAGGGUUUCCAGGAUGUUUAGCUGUAAAUCUUCACAUUGAGCUCCAGCAUCGGCGCAUACCGGAGCAGAGAGGAGACUGUCGGGGCCUGGAGUCCGAGGAAUCCAGCGGACAGACAGGUUUUGUUGGAGCUGCAGCACUGGGAGUGAAGUGACACAACAGUGAGACUGGGGUUAUGCAGUGUGGAAUAGGACACCUGCCAGGUGGCUGCCAGAGGGCGAUGGGCCUGCACUGCGUCUUGAUCCUGUGCUUGUUCUCAGGCUGGGCAGUGGGCUACAAGCAGGGGGACAACGUGACUCUCUAUGUCAACAAAGUGGGCCCUUAUCAUAACCCCCAGGAGACAUAUCACUAUUACACCCUGCCUGUUUGCAGACCGGAGAAGGUGCAUCACAAGUCCCUGACACUGGGAGAAGUGUUGGAUGGUGACAGGAUGGCAGAGUCAUUAUAUUACAUCAGAUUCAAAGAGAACAUGGAGAAAAGAACUCUUUGCAAGCUCACUCUGUCAGAGAAACAGGUGGACCAGCUUCGUGAGGCCAUCGAGGAGCUGUUCUACUUUGAAUUUGUCCUGGAUGAUAUUCCAAUCUGGGGGUUUGUAGGAUACAUAGAAGAGAGCGGCUUCCUGCCUCACAGCCACAAGGUGGGUUUGUGGACUCACCUAGACUUCAACAUUGAGUACAACGGCGACUCAGUAAUUUUCGCCAAUGUCUCAGUAAAAGACGUCAAACCUGUUCCCCUGGAGGAGGGAGCGGGUUCAGCAGUGGGCGGAGUCGGGGUGGGUGGAGGCAGCUUGACCGUCACCCACACCUACAGUGUGCGCUGGUUCGAGUCUCCCCUGCCUCACUCCCGGAGAGCCGAGCGCCUCAGAGACUACUCGUUCUUCCCCAAAACACUGGAGAUCCACUGGCUCUCCAUCAUUAACUCACUGGUGCUGGUGGUGCUGCUGCUGGGCUUCGUCAUCAUCAUCCUCAUGCGGGUCCUUAAGAAUGACUUUGCCAGGUACAAUGUGGAGGAGGAGGGUGGGUGUGAUGAUCUUGACCAGGGAGACAACGGCUGGAAGAUCAUACACACUGAUGUCUUCAGGUUUCCCCCUUAUAAGAGCCUGCUGUGUGCCGUGCUGGGAGUGGGGGCUCAGUUUCUUACCCUUGCCACAGGAAUCAUCUUCAUGGCAUUGAUGGGAAUGUUCAAUGUGCACCGCCAUGGUGCCAUCAACUCUGCAGCUAUCGUCCUGUACGCUCUGACCAGCUGCGUGUCAGGCUACGUGUCAUGCAGCUUUUACACACAAAUCAACGGCCAGCGCUGGGUGUGGAACAUCAUCCUCACCUCGUCGCUCUUCUCCGCUCCUCUGUUCCUGACAUGGAGUGUUGUGAACUCGAUUCACUGGUGGAGCGGCUCCACUCAGGCUCUGCCUGCCACCACCGUGCUCCUCAUUCUGGGUGCCUGGGUGCUGGUGGGCUUCCCACUCACCGUCAUUGGCGGCAUUGUGGGGAAGAACCGCGCCGGCAGCUUCCAGGCGCCGUGCCGCACUCGCAACAUCGCACGGCAGAUACCCACACAGCCCUGGUACAAACACACGGCUGUACACAUGGCUAUCGGUGGCUUCCUGCCAUUCAGUGCCAUCUCAGUGGAGCUGUACUACAUCUUUGCCACAGUUUGGGGCAGAGAGCACUACACCCUCUACGGCAUCCUGCUAUGCGUCUUUGCCAUCCUCCUCUCAGUGGGUGCAUGCAUUUCUGUUGCACUCACCUACUUCCUGCUGUCUGGCGAAGACUACCGGUGGUGGUGGCGGAGCGUCUUGAGCACCGGCUCCACAGGCCUCUUCAUCUUCGUCUACUCUGUUUUCUAUUACCGGAACCGGUCCUCUAUGAGCGGCCUGGUGCAGAGCACCGAAUUCUUCGGUUACUCUCUGCUCACAGCGAUGGUCUUUUCACUGAUGCUGGGCAGCGUGUCGUUCUGGGCCUCACUGGCAUUUAUUCGCUACAUCUACCGUAGCCUCAAGAUGGACUAGACAAGAAAUGUGCAUUCACAGACACACAGAUAUAAACAAACAUUUCCUCAUAGCACACAUGGACAAUCCUCAUUCUCCUCUCUUGCUUUCAGUCAUACACAACACACACAAACACACGCCUCCAGUGUGGGAGGAGAAACAGGGGCCUUUAACUUACUUUGACAGGGGUUAAUGAUUGAAUUAGAGCUGUCAUUGUUGUAAUAAGGGAUGAUUGGUCACUUGGUUGGAUGGUUAGAUCAUGUAUUUAAGGAUGAAAUGGGAAAUUUCAUUACAAAGGGAUAAUUUUGUCCUAUCAGGAGUGAAUGGGUAAAAUGUAUGGUAAUUGAGUGAGUGGGUGGGUUUAAUCAUUGUAUGAUGUAGUGUGGCAUCAUCUGCUCAGGUACCUACUUCAUGGUCCAUCAAGGUUUGGCAGGAUCUGGUCUUAUUUUCCGCAUUACCCCAGUUACCCACCAAGACAGCUGACUCAUACUGUAGUUUCAAUUAUGCAGCAUUGCAGGUGUUAUUACUUGCAAUUAUACUCCCCCACACAUUCAAUUGUGGUGGCCUAUUCGGAUAUAAUAGAUAAAUUAUGUUUGCACUGGCCCUGUCAAGCUCCACAUGGCCCUGCAGUGGGUAAGAGGAGUGAUGCAUUGUAGAUUGAAGAGCUGUUGCAAGGUGUUGGUGAUGGGAGCAAUAUUAUUGUAUUCUGUGAUCACCAUUGACAGAUUUUGGUUCUGAUGUAAAUAUAGUCUUUUCAAUAAAAUGCUUUUAAUACAACAUUACCAGCAAACAA